AUGGGGAUAAACGUGGACCAAUGGGGAGAGGGGGUGAAGGGGGAGGGAGGUGUUAAUGGUGUAGCGACCAGGAGGGUUAGAACAGCAUGAGAGGAGAAUGAAGAGGGGAAGAAGGAGAGAGAGACCCUCAAAAUCACUACUCCGACUAAAGCAAUCCUCAAAAACACUAAUCUCAAUACGCCUAAAUCCUCUCCAAAAACCGCUGACGAGGAACAAAAACAAAUCCAACUCGAUCUCAUAAAACAACGCCGCAACAGACACAUAGUCGAACGAGAAAUCCAAAAACUUGCCAAAUAAAGACCCUAGCCAACUUGCCCACAAAUCCUCAGUCAUCCUCAAAAGAAUCAAGACCCGAAACUUCAAACGUAACAACCAGCUUGCCAGUCUCGAUAACGACAGAAGCCGCACUCAGCCCUCUUUAGCCAAGAAGAUCAAUAACAGUUGCACGCUUGAUCAUUCUAAACUGAGUGAUCUUGAGAAGGAGAGAGGCUCUGUGGGUAAUAAUAACACAAAGGGUAUUUCACCUAGAAACCCACAUUUCGACCUUCUCCGUAGUGGCCUGAAGACGUCCCAAUUUGCCUGCAAAGAAGAAGCCAAAAUUCCCAACCUAAAAUCCAGUCUCCCCAUCCAAAAUAUAACUCAGCCUCAUAAAACCCAAGUCAAAAAUAAUUCAGAAAAAUAAAGUACUCAAUAAAAUUGUAGUAGAAGAAAAGAAAGAGCUUAAAUUGGACACUUUAGAAGACUUGAAGGACCCCAAGCCUUCUCCAAGAGACCUAGAGAAGUUGUUAGAGGAGUUAGAUGAUAAGUCUGAGUUUACGAAGAGAUCGCAGGUGCAUAAGAGAGGCAAGAGUUUUGACUGAGGGAUUGAGUUUAGUCGAAAUCAGAGCGGGAUUCAGGAUAAGACUAAGGCAACAACUCCUUAUGAGCCUCUUCCUUCAGAAGAAGGCGGUGGGCAAAAUGAAUUGAAGCCUAGAAACCAAGAGUUAGACAGCCUCCAUAAAGAACUUUUCGGAUCAAAGAAAAGUAUGGGUUGGAAUUUUUAA
Moneuplotes crassus is the source of this 1043-nucleotide messenger RNA. The record is from the annotation of a GenBank genome assembly. Lineage: Eukaryota; Ciliophora; Spirotrichea; Euplotida; Euplotidae.